Lactuca sativa (garden lettuce) is the source of this 1914-nucleotide messenger RNA. Its product is annotated as putative F-box protein At3g16210. NCBI's taxonomy places the organism in Eukaryota, Viridiplantae, Streptophyta, Magnoliopsida, Asterales, Asteraceae. The record is from RefSeq and is a predicted model, not a curated record. Gene Ontology annotation, molecular function: protein binding.
GAUAAAGUUAAAAAGUUGUUUAAAAAGAUAUCCCAAAACAAGUACAUUAAAAUCCUAUCACAAAAAGAAUUUCAUUAUUCACAAAAAGAAAACAUGGGAAACGUUGGCCCAAAUGAAACCUAAUUAAGCCCCAGAAAGACUCGGUCGAUCGUCGAUGUUUUAGUGCUAUCACAACAAGAUUUCCGCAGCAUCCUCAUCAUCAGUUUACUCUUCCUCUCCUUCCUUUCUCUGGUGUGUGAUUUUAAUCGUCGAUUCCCCUUCAAGUUUUUAUUUUCUUGCCUUUUUAAUUGAUGUGAUGAUGGCUAAGAUUCAUAUAAUAUACCUAGUUACCUUUUUGAAAGUAUAUUAGAUAUUUUAGUUGAUAACAACGAUCAUUUUUUUUUUCUAUUGAAUAUUUGUAUGCAGAGAUAAGCAACUCACUAAAUAUAUAAGAGCCCGAUAUAUACCUGUUUCAUUCACAACCAAUUACUUUUUCCAUUUUAUGGAUGAUGUAAAUGAUAUUACGAUGAGAACAUAAGUUAGUUUGAUUUUAUUUAAGAAAAUUUACGAUUUGACUGAAACAUGAUCCUGUUGAAAAAUCUUUAAAUAGAAACACAGAUGGUUUUGAGUGCAUGCUAUCAGUACUGAAGUUUCAUCUCCUUGGAAAAAUGCAGGAUUACACAAUGUCAGAUUAUCUAUGCCAAGAGUUGAUAAUUGCAAUCUUCACAAGACUACCACCCAAAUCCCUCCUCCGGUUUAGAUCACUCUCCAAAUCAUGGUAUUCUUAUAUCUCUAGUCCCUCUUUCAUCCGCAUGCACGGUUCUCGAUCCACACAAAAGCUCCUCUUCAGACAUCAUCUUCGUUAUGGCUUUGAAUACUUCCGUACGUUAUUGUCAGAUGACUUUUAUACAUUACAUUCAGAAGACCAGUUGCCAAUGUGUCCCACAGAAGGAUACAAUGGUAUAACAGCAGUCCAGUUUCCAUGUAGCAGAGAUUUCAUAAUUGUUGGUUCAUGUGAUGGAAUAUUCUGUUUGAGUGAACAUCAGAAGGGAAUUAGUCUAUGGAACCCUUCAAUAAGGCGCAAACAGAGCCUGCCUAAUUGUCCGUGGAGACCUAGAGACCCUUUGGAAGGGUUUGGGCUUGCGCUUGGGUUUGGUUUCGACCCAAUCAGUGAUGAUUACAAGAUUGUCCAGAUAUCAUACCCCAGAGAAAGUUCAUAUUUUUAUUCACUAAAGACAGGCACUUGGUGUGCGAUUGCCUCCCCUACACCUUUUUUUUCUGAAGUAAGGAGAGGCAUUUGGGGGUCAUGUUUUGUGAAUGGAGCUUUGCAUUGGGUGGUAGAUCGUUAUCAUACAGAAUCACAUCACAGUGAGAUUCCUUGUAUAAUGACAUUUGAUUUGAGCACUCAUGUUUUUGGCAUGAUUCCAUUGCCUGAACCCUUUCAGAGAUUGACAAGACUAACAACCUUCCAAGGUUUUCUAGCAAUGAUUUCUACGUAUGAUAAUAACAGUUACUAUAGAGAUUGUUGGAUUUGGGUGAGGAGAGAUGAUUCUUGGUCUGUCGUUUAUAAAUCGAAAGAAAAUCAGUUUAAAGGAGGAUCAAUUAUGGGAGUUUUGCAACCGACCAUCAAUAGAGAUUUUUUGCUUUCCGCUAUGAAUGAUCAGGGGAUGGAAGUUUAUCUUAUUAAGAUGGGGACACAAUCAAGACUAGUGGAAUUCCAUGCCGCUUCUUUCAUAUCCGAGAUUGUUCAGUGUGUCGAAAGCCUUCAUUUGUUAGAAAACGCCUGCGAAGCAAAUCAACUAUUGGUUUCUUGAGGAAAAAAGACAACUAAAAUUUGGUAUUUGGAUGAUUUAUUAUAUUAUUUUUCUAAUUCCUUUGACACUCUUAUUCAACAUGAGAUGAUGUCACUCAAUGAACCAUCAAUGGUAAGCUUAA